Lagopus leucura (white-tailed ptarmigan) is the source of this 5632-nucleotide messenger RNA. It is a transcript of the gene COL4A2, whose product is annotated as collagen type IV alpha 2 chain. Gene Ontology annotation, molecular function: extracellular matrix structural constituent. The transcript is spliced from 47 exons. The coding region runs from base 158 to 5305 and encodes 1715 amino acids. The record is from RefSeq and is a predicted model, not a curated record. Gene Ontology annotation, cellular component: basement membrane; collagen trimer. NCBI's taxonomy places the organism in Eukaryota, Metazoa, Chordata, Aves, Galliformes, Phasianidae.
GGGGCCGGGGACGCGGGCUCCGCCGUCCCGUAGCUGCGGAGGGGCCGCUCCCCGAGUCCGGCGCUACAUGCGGGCUGUGCUCUGCUCUGCUUCCCAGGGACGGCCGCGCGGAGCCAGCGACUCCUGAGCCGAGCCCCCCGGCUGGGAAGGAACCGACAUGGACCUCUCGCCGCUUCCCGGCGCGCGUGUUUUUGUUUGUCAGGACGUGGGGCUUCUGCUGGUGCUGCUGGAGGUCGUGCUGUUAGCCGGCAGAGUCGAUGCCGGUGGAAAGAGUUACACAGGACCAUGUGGAGGAAGAGACUGCAGUGGAGGAUGUCAGUGUUUCCCUGAAAAAGGAGCCCGUGGCCAGCCAGGACACCUUGGAUCACAGGGGCUCCCUGGACCACCGGGAUUGAUGGGAAUCCCAGGACUGCAAGGUCCUAAAGGUCACAAAGGUGAAAGAGGACAUCCAGGAAUAAGUGGACCCAAAGGAGAAAUGGGGCUAAGAGGAGUCACCGGUUUCCCAGGGGCAGAUGGCAUUCCUGGUCAUCCAGGGCAGCCAGGAUCAAGGGGGAAGCCAGGUCAUGAUGGCUGUAAUGGGACAGUAGGUGACCCAGGUGACCCAGGAACACCAGGACACUCUGGUUUCCCUGGUACCAUUGGAGUUCAAGGACCAAAGGGCCAGAAGGGGGAGCCCUAUGUGCUACCGCCGGACAUCGCCAGCCGACAUCGGGGGGAGCCUGGGGAUCCAGGAUUUGCUGGUUUUCCAGGAGCUCCAGGUACACUGGGUAUUCAAGGACCUAUUGGUCCAAGAGGAACGCCAGGAAGACCUGGACCACCAGGGCCCCCAGGACCGCAAGGACCACAAGGCAACAGAGGUCUUGGCUUUUAUGGAGAAAAAGGUGAACAGGGCGCCCCAGGUCCUCCAGGUCCACCUGGGCUUCCCACAAGAGAACUGAUUGGUGUCCCCACUGACAAACACAAAGGUGAAAGAGGAGAGCCUGGACAAAAAGGGGAAGCUGGAUUUCCAGGUGUACUUCUCUUCACUCCUGAAAAAGGUGAAGAAGGGGUAAUGGGCUUCCCAGGACAAAGGGGACUGCCUGGUAACGAUGGUUUUCCAGGACUUAGUGGAGAAAGAGGUUUUCCAGGAUUGGAUGGCCAACCAGGUCAAUAUGGUCCUAGAGGAGGCAAGGGGGAGCAGGGUGAGAUGGGUCCUCCAGGACCACCUGCCUAUGUUCCUUACCGCAUUCCAAGAAAAGGUGUAAGAGGUGAUCCAGGCUUUCCAGGUGCUUCUGGACUCCAGGGAGAACCAGGAGAGCAGGGUGAUCGUGGGCUGCCUGGUAUUCCAGGAUUCUCUGAUGGAGAUGCAGAUAAGCCAGGCUUACCUGGAGAGAUAGGACCAAAAGGUGAAAAAGGUGAAGAAGGAUCUCCUGCUUAUCAAGCAGGCCCGCCUGGGUUUCCAGGUAAACAUGGCGAACCAGGACUCCGUGGUCCACCUGGUCCCCCUGGAACUCCAGGUUCUCUCUUUGGAUUAAAAGGACAAGAAGGGACACCAGGUAGACCUGGUGCACAAGGUUUUCCUGGGCCACGAGGACAAAGAGGACCUAAAGGCGAAGAAGGUGACUGCAGUACAUGCCUUUUGAGUGAUGAACUCAGAAGGGGCUCUACUGGCCCCCGUGGCCCUCCUGGUUUUCCAGGAACCCCUGGCCAGCCUGGGAGAAAAGGAGAACCUGGUGAUCAAGGUCCACAUGGUAUUCCUGGCUACGCUGGAGCAAAAGGACAAUCGGGCCAAGAAGGAUUUCCUGGACCAAAAGGAGAAAAGGGAGAUUCUAUAUACAUAACUACUAAAGGCACCAAAGGAAUCCGAGGAGAUCCUGGACUUCCUGGUAUCAGAGGGGAAGAUGGUUUCCCAGGCAGAGAUGGAUUAGAUGGUUUACCAGGACUGCCUGGCCUUCCGGGUGAUGGUAUCAGAGGUCUCCCUGGGGAUCCUGGUUACCCAGGAGAAUUAGGCCCAAAGGGCUUCCCAGGAGAAACAGGCCUGCCGGGUGGAGGAUUUCCUGGCCCAAAAGGGUACCGUGGUCCUCCAGGUGACGAUGGAACAGACGGAAGCCCUGGGGUUCCAGGUCUGCCUGGUCCACCAGGAGAGCCUGGCCAAAUAGACUGUGGGCAGGUGAUUGAAGAUUUUCCUAGAGGAGAUGCAACUGAUCCAAUAUGGUCAGGUGGAGGCUGUGUGAGGCCACCAAAGGGAUCUCAAGGCAAGCCAGGGCUGCCAGGAGCCACAGGUACUAAAGGUGCAAGAGGAUUCCCGGGUGAUCCAGGCCCAGUGGGAUUCCCAGGGCUAAAUGGUACACGAGGUGAUCCGGGUCGGGAAGGAUACCCAGGUCCUCCAGGCUUUACUGGGCCCCGAGGAGACAGCGGCCCAAAUGGCUUACCUGGACUACAGGGACAUCCAGGUCUUAUGGGAAAGUCUGGUGCUCCAGGACUGGAUGGACAGAAGGGUGCUCCUGGUGAUGUUUUGAGAGCAGCAGCAGGCCCUCGAGGGGAUGCUGGGCUGCCUGGCUUCCCUGGCUUGAAAGGUGCACCAGGAGAUCAAGGAAUACCAGGAGUUAGAGGAGCGGAUGGUAACCCAGGAUUGCCAGGCCCCAAAGGUGAUCCAGGGCUGCAAGGUCUCCCUGGUUUGAUGGGUUUACCAGGAACACCAGGAACUCAUGGAUUCCCAGGGCCACCAGGAAACCCCGGCCCUGAUGGUGGACCUGGCUCUCAAGGACCCCUUGGUCCACCAGGUGCAAGGGGAGAAGAUGGUGAGCAAGGCUUUCCUGGUCUGGUGGGCAUAAAAGGUCAGUCUGGUGAUAAAGGUGAAACAGGUUUCCCAGGAUUACAAGGUAUCCCUGGCGUGACUGGUCCCCCUGGCAUUAGUGGAAUGGAUGGAUUUCCAGGAGACAAAGGCUCAAGAGGUUCACCUGGCAUUGAUGGUUUCAAAGGCAUGCCAGGCCUGAAAGGAAGACCAGGAAUCAAAGGAAUCAAAGGAGAAUUUGGCUUAUUUGGGGCUCGGGGUGAUAAAGGCGCGCAGGGUGCUCGAGGCUUUAAAGGUGACCGUGGAGAACAAGGUCCCCCAGGAGAGCCCCCGAAGCCAAAGCCUAGCAUGAUGAUGAAAGUUAAAGGUGAAAAAGGAGAUGCUGGAGAAACUGGCACCAAGGGAUUCUUUGGCAUAAAAGGUAGCAAGGGAAUGCCAGGCCUUCCUGGUAAGACAGGAAUUCCUGGGUCCCCAGGGCACCCCAGCUAUGUGCCUGGUGUGAAGGGGGACAUUGGUGCAAAAGGGCUGACGGGUCUGAAAGGGUAUCCUGGUCCAACUGGCUCUCCAGGCAUCAGAGGCUUCCCUGGCAGCACAGGAGGCAGGGGAGAUAAGGGUGCCCCAGGAAGUUCGGGUCAUUUUGGUACUCCUGGCUCCCAUGGUGAAAUUGGUGAGCCGGGUGAUACUAUAAACUUACCAGGAAUGCCAGGCCUUAAAGGGGAAGUUGGUGUGCCAGGUCUUACAGGCUUAAGAGGAGGCCCUGGACAAAAAGGCGAAGGAGGUGAUCCUGGUUUACCUGGCAUUGAAGGCCUCAAGGGCAUACAGGGUGUACCUGGCUCCUUGGGACAGCAAGGUUUGCCAGGACUGGUCGGCCCUCCAGGGCAGCAAGGAAGCCCUGGAACGCCUGGAUUCCAAGGAGAAAAAGGAACUCCUGGCUGGCCUGGCUUACCAGGACAAGCAGGCUUACCUGGCUCAAGAGGAAUCAGUGGACUGCAUGGUUUACCAGGCACUAAGGGCUUACCAGGAUCACCAGGUCCAGAUGGCUAUGGCUCUGCAGGCUUCCCAGGUCCUGUGGGUGACAAAGGAGAAGCAGGAGAGCCGAGCAGAGUGGAGGGCAGCCAAGGCCCGCCGGGUCAGAAGGGAGACAGAGGUGUUCCAGGAAUCCAAGGACCCUUUGGCAUUCCUGGGCAGGAUGGACUUCCAGGGCCUCCUGGGAUUUCCAAUAUAUCAGGAUAUCCUGGUGAUAUAGGUUCACCAGGUCUAGAUGGAGUGCCAGGCUAUCCAGGACUACAUGGGCAGCCUGGAAUACCAGCUCCACCGGGAAGCAAGGGAGAAAGUGGACGAGCAGGUGUGAGUGGACAAGCUGGUCCCAAAGGGACAAGAGGUGAUCCUGGACUACAAGGGAGACCUGGGAUUCCCGGUUAUCCCGGACCAAAAGGUCGUAAGGGUGAACAAGGUGUCAUUGGCUUUAUUGGCACAGUAGGAUUUCCAGGUGAUCUGGGACCCAUCGGACCCAAGGGGGAUAGAGGACUUACUGGCUUCCAGGGCCCUCCAGGCUCUCCUGGGUUGCCGCCUCUUCCUCCAAGGCUGGUUGCUGAGCAAGGUUCACCAGGUCCCCGUGGAAGUACAGGACCUCAGGGAAGUCCAGGUGAUACAGGACCUCAAGGUCCACCAGGAGAACCAGGUUUCAGAGGCUUACCUGGAGAACCAGGACUCCAGGGCAGAGGUGGCAUUCCAGCUCCUCCUGGAUCCAGAGGUGAACAAGGAGCAAUGGGGUUUCAAGGUCCAGUGGGAUUUGAAGGCCAGCCAGGUCGCCCCGGUAGCCCCGGGCUGCCAGGCAUGCCAGGUCGCAGCGUUAGCAUCGGCUACCUGCUGGUGAAGCACAGCCAGUCUGACCAAGAGCCAAUGUGCCCAAUUGGCAUGAACAAACUCUGGAGUGGCUACAGCCUCCUGUACUUCGAGGGACAAGAGAAAGCACACAACCAGGACCUAGGGCUGGCUGGCUCCUGCUUGGCUCGUUUCAGUACAAUGCCAUUCCUCUACUGUAACCCUGGGGAUAUUUGUUAUUAUGCAAAUCGAAAUGACAAAUCCUACUGGCUCUCAACUACAGCACCUCUUCCAAUGAUGCCUGUGGCAGAAGAAGAAAUUAGGCCAUAUAUCAGCCGCUGCUCUGUGUGUGAGGCCCCAGCUGUGGCAAUUGCUGUCCAUAGCCAAGAAGCUUCUAUUCCUCGCUGCCCCGAAGGCUGGCGCAGUUUGUGGAUUGGAUAUUCCUUCCUUAUGCACACUGCAGCCGGCGAUGAAGGUGGAGGACAGUCGCUGGUCUCUCCUGGGAGCUGCCUGGAAGAUUUCAGGGCUACUCCUUUCAUCGAGUGCAAUGGGGCACGUGGAACCUGUCAUUACUUUGCCAAUAAGUACAGCUUCUGGCUCACUACGAUUGACCAGCCCUUCCAAAGCAAGCCCUCGGCAGAUACACUCAAGGCAGGACUCAUCCGAAGCCAUAUCAGCAGAUGUCAAGUCUGUAUGAAAAAUUUAUAGAAGCCUUUCAUAGUGUAAGGAACCUGCUUACCAUCUAGUACUUGUACAGUGAAACCUUCUAGGAUGUUUAGACAUUUGAAUAAAUCAUGUUGGUGCUUUUUUAACUUAUUACCUCAAAAGCGGAACGGAAAGAUGAUUUUUAAAAGUGUAUAAAAGCAAAACAAGCGUAACACAAAUUAACACACAGACCUAGUGCUGUGUUCUUCUGCUAUACAGUACAUAUAUAUGUUUUUGCUAGUCUAACAGAUGUUGCAAAUACUCACGCCUUUGAAGCACAAAAAACUUCAGAAAUAAAAGCUUACCGUGGUCAGAUACCCACUGCAUUUA